AUGGACCCAAACCCACUGCCAUCACGUUUCCUGCAACUGAAACGAGAGAUUAUCUCAAUGACCACCGGAGAACAUCUUAUCUCAGCAUGGGGCGACCUUUUGCAAGAGGUGGCCAAACGAACUGAUGAAAUAAUCCAGCAAGGGCAUGAUUCCAUUCCUCAAGUGAACUUCAGCGAUUUAGACGCAUUAUCUUCGGAACAAAUCGACGCCAUCAAACGAAGGGGGUCAGUCGUCAUUCGGGGCGUCGUGGACUCGACCGAGGCAGCCCAGUGGAAGUCCGACUUAGUUGAGUUCAUAAACAACAACCCCCACUCCCCAGGCUUUCCUGAGGGUGAUAAACAGUUCUUCCACCUUUAUUGGACUCCGUCCCAGGUUCGCGCACGAGUCCAUCCCAACGUUCUAAAGGCCAACGCAUGGCUCAACAAAUUGUACCAUUUCAAGUCCGGUAAAGGCGCUGAUGGUGUCGACCUUUCGGUUCCUUUAGUAUAUGCUGAUCGCUUCCGCAUACGCCAUCCUGGAGUGCAGUGGGAUGCCUUCCCCCCGCAUGUAGACGGAGGUACCAUUGAACGGUGGGAAGAUCGUAAUCUCCGGCGCUGCUUCCAGGACAUACUCGCCGGCAAUUGGCGCGCGCACGACCCUUACGAACUGGAACAUCGUCUUGACGCAAGAAGUUCUUUGUAUGGCCGCCCGGACCAGGCGAGCGUGUUCAGAACCUUUCAGGGGUGGUUAGCUUUGAGCGAGACGGCGCCAACGCAGGGAACAUUAAAGGUUUUUCCUGACGUAGUAAUCUCGAACGCCUACAUUAUGCUACGUCCGUUCUUUCGCCCCGUAGUUCCACUGGACGAUCCUACAAUCCUCGAUCCCAAGAACUGGGAACUCGACACAUCCACACCUGAUUUUCCUGGUAUCAUACCAUGGAAUACUGGCUUCAUAGGUCCACGACCCACUCCUGAGCUUCACCCUCACCUUCGGCUUGACAAGACCAUGACUUCAGUACCGAAAGUCUACCCAGGGGAUAUGGUAUUCUGGCAUUGCGACGUCGUCCAUUCCGUCGAGCAAGAGCAUACGGGUGCCAAUGAUUCAGCAGUGAUAUAUAUUCCUGCCAUGCCCCAGACUCCGCAGAAUUUAGCAUAUGUUCAGAGGCAAGCAGAAGCCUUCCUGACGGGACUUAACCCCCCAGAUUUCGGACAGUCUAUGGAGGGUGUUACUUACGUCGGACUCGCCGUGGAAUCCGACAUCAAAGAGCCUGCUGGCAGACUAGCUAUGGGUCUUCCCAUUCAGGUUGCCUAA
Molecule: messenger RNA, 1290 nt
Organism: Pisolithus orientalis
Lineage: Eukaryota; Fungi; Basidiomycota; Agaricomycetes; Boletales; Pisolithaceae
Exons: 10
Coding region: 1-1290 (429 amino acids)
Source: RefSeq, a predicted model, not a curated record